GAGUUGGUAUCUUAUUCUAUACUGAACCGAUAACGUCGCAUGUGAUAAUAAAAUGUCAUGAGAGGCUAUGUAGCUUGUGUAGCCCGACGCAGGGCCUGUGGAACACUCUUUUGAAUUGCAUGUAUAGUCUAUCCUAUUCUUAGUCAAUGAAACAUCAAAAGCAAUGGGGCGAACUGUAUAUGCAGAACAACGUCUUCAUAAUUAUUUGACGUCAUUAGCAAAACCAGAUGAAUACACGAUAGGACUAAUUGUGGGACAGAGUGCUGGUCAAAAAGAUUAUAUUGUGCACUUAGCAAAAACACCACCACCCCUUGGUAAAAACGUAGUGGAAGAAACAUUGCUUAGUUCCACAACAAAAUCUGAACAAAAUACUGCUACUGAAAACCACAUUAAAGCAGUAAAAGAUAUACCAGAGAGUUGGGUUGCAGAUCAUGCUAAACAUGUUACUAGAAUGUUACCUGGUGGAAUGCGUGUCCUUGGAACGUUUAUUGUUGGUCCAGAGGAUAUUUCACAUAAUAAUAAUAAUGUACAAAAACUAAAAUCUGUUCUUACAACAAUGCAAAAAAAUUUAUCAUGUAAUAAAUAUUUAUGUGGGGAUAAUAAUGAAGAACAUCUUAUCUUAUAUUUAAAUAGUGUUACACAAAAAUAUACUUGUAAAUCUAUAGAAAUCCGUAAUGAAGUAUUAAAACCAGUAGAUUGGAAAUUUCAAGCUAAAGCAACCAAAUGGCAUCAACUUGAGGCACUUAUUGAUUUUGAUCGUCUAUUUCUCAUUGCUGCUAAUAAAGAUCCAGAAACUCUUAAAAAACAACUACAAGAUAUUUUAAAGAGUGUGUCAGAUAUCAUUGAAUCUUCCCUUAUUGUUAUUGAAGGGGAAGUUCGAUCACCAGAUGAUAGACUAGAGCUAAUUAGUAAAAACAAGAAAGAUGAAAGAAAUUGUAGAAAUAAUGAAAAAAAUAAUAAUGACCAAUCGAUUCAGAUUAAUUUAUAUAUUCCAUGUCAUGAAAAGAAUCUUAACUCAGAUGUGAGGAUAACACCAUGCAAUGCAUCUAUACAUUUGAUUGGACAAUUAGUAAGUAGAACUUUCGUUCAUCAAAAAGCAAAUGUCGAAGAAGCUAACGCCGCAAUAAAACAAGAUAUAAUAAGGUCAUUAGCAAGUAGAUUAGAAAUGCAUUGGGAUAGUUUGAUUGAAGAAGAAAAUGGAUCUCCAGAAGAAAAUAUAACAUUACACGAACCUCCAAGAAGAGUAUUAAUAGCAUUGCCUGAAAGUAAAGUAACAUUGUCAGAUUACCUAUUUCCUGGUGAGGGGCCUCAAGAAGCUCUUUUAUCGUUGCAAGAACUCCUAGACUUAGAGGUUCAGGAAAGUAAUGUUCAAAAAGACAUUGAAUUCGAAGCUGAUCCUACAGAAUUCUAUUCUCAAAAUAAAAUUGAUGUGAAAACUGUUGAUCUUAAUACAGAUUCAUCUGGGAACUAUCAAACAAAAAUAUACAUUGCAAGUUUCAGUAUUGCAGUUUUAAUCCUAAUUCUUGCUAUUAUAAUACAAAAGCUUUAUUAAUAUUUAUAAAAGAACGAAUUUAUAUUUUACUAUAAUAUGUAAAAUAUAAUAUAUGUACAUUUUUUUAACACAAAUCAUCGUGAUGUUGGGAGUACAAAAGAAAACGAUAAUAAAUAAAAACAGCAUUUGCUUUAACAUGAUGAUGAUAUAUUUAUGCAUAUAGACUUCAAUCGGUUGCAUUGUCUGCAAAUUAUUGUGUAAAAGUAUUAAAUUAUUAACCUACAUUAUAAGUUAUGUAUAAUUGAAAAUAUCUACGAAAAAUAACACUGUAUCAAUAAUUUUAUCCCAAUAUUUUGUGUCAUAAUUAAAUAUUUUUGUAAAGAUAUACAUACAAUUAAUGUAAAACAACUGAAUAAAGAUACUUUUACCUAUUA
Bombus pyrosoma is the source of this 1926-nucleotide messenger RNA. Its product is annotated as protein odr-4 homolog. Gene Ontology annotation, biological process: intracellular protein localization. The record is from RefSeq and is a predicted model, not a curated record. The transcript is spliced from 8 exons. Lineage: Eukaryota; Metazoa; Arthropoda; Insecta; Hymenoptera; Apidae. The coding region runs from base 164 to 1552 and encodes 462 amino acids. Gene Ontology annotation, cellular component: endomembrane system.